This is a messenger RNA of Mercenaria mercenaria, 11068 nucleotides long. RefSeq names its product SCY1-like protein 2. Lineage: Eukaryota; Metazoa; Mollusca; Bivalvia; Venerida; Veneridae. The transcript has 23 exons. Gene Ontology annotation, molecular function: protein kinase activity; ATP binding. The coding region runs from base 493 to 3273 and encodes 926 amino acids. Gene Ontology annotation, biological process: protein phosphorylation. The record is from RefSeq and is a predicted model, not a curated record.
UAUUUCAGUUAUUUGAGACGAGCAGAUCACCUAACCAUCGUUCCUGGGAAGCAUUUGAUAAUAUUACCUGUUUAAAUAAAAGGAUGAUGUUCCCUGAUGUUGCCGCAUAAAGUGAACAUACUGAAGUCAUGUGUAUAGGGGGGGCUGCAAGCUGUGCUCACAAAGGACAUUGAGACAGGGUGGCUACAAAAGACACACAAAGGUCCUAUAGUGAGAAAGACUGCAAGUGUGCCCACAGAGAGGCUGCAAGUGAGCAGCAGUGAGCAAAGAGGUCAUGGAGUCAAUUUCACUGCUAGUGAGCAGGAAUUGUGGAAUCUGUAAAUGUGCUUAUGGAGCACAUACAGCUUGAUUGUCAUAGCACAGUAUAAACUGAAGAAUUACAGGGACUCCAGAAAUGUUGAUAUGCAAAUGGACGAUGACCACUUUGACACUUGUCUUACCUGCUGAUCAAGGAAUAAUUGCUAUGUGAGUGAAUGUUGACCAAUUCACCCUAUGUCUUACCCACCAGUGUACGAAUCAUCAUACUUUAUAACAGAGCAGGACAGGGGCGGAUACCAGUCAUCUAAACCAUGUGGAUCAUGUAGAUUGCUGUGUUGUGCAUCCUCCCUUGCAAAAACUAUGGAUGUGUUCUCAAUGAUCAAACAUUCGAUAAUAUCAGAUGAAGUGAACCCUAUUACAAGAUAUUUUGAUAUUCGUCAACAUGUGGCCAGUUGCGGUCCAGAGAUGGUUUGGAAAAUAUUUGAUGCUAUAAGACUAGAAGAUAGCAAGGAAGUGUCUGUAUUUUUCUUUGAGAAGAAAAUUGCCGACAAACUUCACAAACCUCGGCGACGGGAAAUUGUAUCGGAGAUUCUGAGGCGAGAAGUUCAGCUUCUUCUUAAGAUGAAACAUCCAAAAAUUCUCACAGUUAUACAUCCAUUAGAAGAAUGCCACAACAGCCUGGCAUUUGCCACAGAACCAGUGGUUGCUAGCCUUGCCAAUUUCCUUGGUAACUAUGAGAGGAUGCCAGUACCAGUACCUUCACACAUCAAAGACAGAGAAUUCCUGGAACUUGAAAUAAAAUAUGGAAUUUUACAGAUAACAGAAGGUCUGUCCUAUCUACAUGGUACAGAGCAAAUUAUCCACCGUAAUGUUUGUCCACAGUCCGUGCUAGUCACAAAAACUGGAAGUUGGAAACUGGCCGGUCUUGGUUUUGCUGAAAUGGUAGUGAAUGGGAAGGAAAAAAUUUCUUGCCAGCCAUGGUCCACAAAAGCUUCAAAACUUGCUCAACCAAAUCUCAACUACAUUGCCCCAGAGGUGCAAACAGAUAAGAAAUGCAGCAUGAUCAGUGAUAUAUUCUCACUAGGAAUCACAGUGUGCUGUAUAUACAACAAUGGUCAACCUCUCAUCAGUGCAGAACAUAAUCCACAGACAUAUCUCAAACAGCUUGAACAGUUAACCCAGCAGUUUGGAGAUGUGGCUCACAAGAUGCCUCUCCCACUUGUGGAACCUGUGGAGAAAAUGAUCAACAAGGACACCAGAUACAGACCUACUGCUCAGCUUUUUUCACUGUUGAAAUAUUUUCAUGAUCCAGUGGUGUCCUGUUUACAGAGGUUGGACAAUUUAGAGCAGUUGGAAACCUCUCAACAAAGGGCAGAAGUUUACACAAAUCUCAUUCAAGUCAUUCCAGAUAUACACAAGAAAGUGUUAUAUGGUCACGUUUUACCAAAUUUAGUGGAGUCGUGUCUGUCAAUAGAUACCAUGUUCAUGGCGUUACCAGCCAUGCUGGCGUUAAUUGACCACGUGUCAAAGGCAGACUAUGCAAAUGUGAUAUUACCCCACUUCAGAACAAUUCUCAACUAUCCUAGACCAAUGCAGGCUACAGUAUAUUUGCUGGACAAACUUGACAUUAUUUUAGCCAAAUCACCCAUAGAUGUGAUAAAGACAGAAAUGAUUCCACUUGUCUUCAACACACUGGAUUCAAACUCUAUACAAGCUCAGGAAGCAGCUCUAGGUUGUAUAAGACUGAUAAAGGAGUAUUUAGAUGACAACAUAAUGAAAUCUAUGGUGCUACCAAGGGCAAAAUCUCUGUAUAAUAAGUCAGAUAAUAUGAAGAUGAGAAUAAAUGCACUGACAUGUAUAGACACAGUACUAGACAGUUUAGACAAGAUGAUCAUUCUGGAUGAGGUGCUACCAUUUCUGAUGGAUAUAACAUUAGGACAGGAUGCCAAAAUUGUCAUGGCUGUCGUAGGUAUUUACAAACAUCUAAUGAGUGACAAGAAAUUUGGGUUAACACACAAUUUGAUAGCAACCAAAGUGAUGCCACCCCUCAUACCACAGACUGUGAACCCAGGACUCAGCAUGGAACAGUUCAGUGCCUUAAUGGAAGUUUUACGGGAUAUGUUGGAGCAUAUAGACAGGAAGAGACGAGACAAGAUGAAACAGGAGACUGUAACUGUACCCAUACCUCAUAGGGGCCUUAUCAACAUGUCAGCAGACAGUCAGAAGGACAGUACAAGAAACUUCCUGUCUGUUGAUGAUGCUGUACACUUACAGAAAAGUAGAACAGAAUACUCCUUUUCCUCACUUCCUAUUUUGGAAAGUAACAAGACGAGUAGUAUAGAACACCAGCCUGUUAAAAUUACCAUUAGAAAAGUUCCUGCCACACCUGAGUCUCAUCCUAAAUUGUCUGCUCCAAAACCUAAAUCGAUCACCCAUAAUGCAUCUGGUGGAUCUCUGGAUGAGCAAACUUUGAGCCCACCCCACCCAACAGAAAUACAGCGACGUCACAGUCUCGCCCCACCCCAGACUUCAUCUACCCCGCCAAUAAUAAGUUUAACAUCUGAAGACACUACAGACAAGAAGAGGAGAUCAAGUGCACAAAGUCUUGGGCCUUUCUCAUUUUCAGUAAGUUUGUUUGGUGAUUCUCGACGGAGUUCGUUGUUUUCCAGCGAUACCCGCCGAUCGUCUGAACGAUUGCGUCGACCAAGUACUCACAGUGUAGGCAUAUUGCCUAUAGCUUCAUUUGGAGAGGGAACAGAGAAACCCCGCAAGCCCAGUACACACAGUUUAGGGAUUCUGCCUCUAGGGUGGGGAGAGGAAUAUGAUGGGAGCCCUUGCAGACGCCCCAGUGUAGCAAGUCUUGGCCCUUACUGGAUACACGAUUCCGAUAGUAGACGAGGCAGUAGAGGAAGUGUGUUCGGCUCGUUAGGGAUCUCAGAUGGACCUGCACCUCAAAGACGGGCAAGUUUCCAGGCAUUAGGGGAAAGUAUGAUGCAGCUUUUCUCUGGUAAAUGACAGAUGCAGGAACAAUCUCAUCACAUGAUCAAGUCUAUGUAGAAUGGAUGUUAGUUUCAAGAAUGCCAUUUGUUGCCUACCCCAACAUCACUUGCCACAGACAGAUCCGCAUCUUACCAUCAUAUUAUGUUUUUUUCUGUUGUAUAUAAUAAAAGGCACAUUUUAUGCUUUUUUUUUUUUUUUUUACAUCAAAAUUUUGCGAUGUUUAGUUGCAUAAUAAUUAUUAUUAUUCCCAUAUAUACAAUGUUUGUGGGGGCUUUACUAGAGUAAUGUACAUCAUUCCAGUAAAGGAUUCAGAUUAUUAUAAUGUUCAUCAUCAUAGUACUACAAGAUACAUGACUUAGGGUUGUAUCUGGAGGUCAAAGGUCAAAUCAUUUUAUUUUGUGUUUGCUUCAUAUCUUAUACAGGAAGACUUUAUAUGCCUGUUUUUGGAAACACAGGAUGUAUUAUUUGAUGGCGCAUGCAUCUGUACGUCAUAAUUCAUAUCCGUAGCAUAACUUGAUAACAAUUAAAGGUAUUUGCCUUUAAACUCGGCAUGUAGGUAGGUGGGAAUGAGACAAUGUGCAGAGCACAUGAAUUAGGUCUGUAGGUCAAAGGUCAAGGUCAUGAAUAUAGCUCAAAGGUCAAAAAGCUUUAUUUUAUGUCUGCUCUAUAUUUUCUUAACCGCUUGAAGGAUUUUCAUAAAACUUGAAGAGUUAGGAAGAUGACAUGCAGACUACUUUCCUUCCUUGUAUCAGUGUCCAGGGGUAUUUGUCACCUUCAGUGAUACUUCUAGUCAUAAUUCUAGAACAUAUAAAAUAAAACUUGAAUUUAAAAGCCUGACGUGCAAAGCAAUAAACUAGUAGGAAUGUAUGGUUAUGGUUUACGAAAAAAUAUACAUUAAGAUGUAAACAAAAUUGAUGUCAAAACAUUGAAAACUUACAGAAUAUCUGAUAUGCUUUGGUCAUUACAAUAUUUAUCUACACGUCCCUAGAUGAUGUAUAUAUGUUGUGCGUGAACACAGUGUUCAUACUUUUUAUUUUAUUUUUGAUUUCUGUAAAAGGAUUCAUAUUGGUAAUGUGUCAAGAGUAAAUGUGUGUCAAUUUUUCAUUCCAUAUAUAGUUACAUUUUAACAUUUUAUUACAAAAGUAAUUUCUUUAAUUUUGGAAAAGCUGGUUCUAUUAUUUUGUAUAAGAAACAUAUUUGUAUUAAGGGAGGUAACUUAAACUAAGAUGUAAUUUUCAAAUAAGUAAUAUUUUACAUGGUUUUGCUUGUGUCAGACACAUAAGAAAAUAAAAAGGGUUGUGAAUGAUUAUUGAAUACUUCAUCCAAUAAAUGGGUUCAUAUUAAAGAAAUAAUAUAUAGAAAAACUGUGUUUUAACGUUAUUAAUGCACAGAAAGAGGUUAUUUGUCCAUGGAAUAAUUUCACGAGGGUGUAGCCUGAGUGAAUUAUUCUGGCGACAUAUAACCGAUCUUGGGUGUAUUAAUUUAGGUAAAAGUCCAGGCUGUCUAGCGUCCCUAAAAUUCCUACUUUUUCCUAUUUUUUUUCAGUUUUGCUAAAAUUCCUAUUUUUUUUUAAAAAUCAAAGGAAAUUCCUAAAAAGGCCCUAUUUUUUCACAAAGAUUCCUACUUUUUUAACUUUUUUGCAAUGAUCAAAAAGAGAAAAUGUUUUAAAUGUUGUUUAAAAGUUCUUCUAAUUCAGAAAAAAACAGUUUAGCACAGUUCAAAGCAGUUUACCAGUGGAUCCAUGUGUUCAAACAGUGGAAAGCUGGCAGACGUCUUUUCUGUAAAUAAAGCACUAUUUGUGAGUUACUUUUAUGUCAAUCACAUAAAGGUAAGCAUGGUCUUUAAAGUCCAUAUUUUAAUUUGAAAAUUCCUAAAUUUAGCCCUAAAAUUUCCUUAAAAUUGUACCAAAUUCCUAAUUUUAGCCCUAUUUUUUUGUACAAAUUGCCCUAAAAUUAGCCCUAAUUUUUUGUCAGGGUAUGCUAGACAGCCUGUAAAACACAAUUUUGCUAUACAUUAUUUCAAUUCUAAUAAGCCUUUAAUCUAAAACUGUGGAUAAUAUAUAGAAGCGCUCUUUCUUGGUCAGAAGAAAAACAUUGACGUCAGAGCAUGUUAAUGGACGUCAUUUUAGCGUAAGCUUGUUUUAACAGAAUCAAACAUCAGAAUUUGUAUUUCUUAAUGGUUUUGAACACAGUUUAUAACAGUUCUUUUACUACCUCAAAAUGUGACAUGGCUGUAUAAUUUAGACUGGUUAGUAUGAAUCUGAAUCAAAGAUAGACUAUGUUUUAUAUUAAAUGCAAAAUGUUUUUGAGCUUUGUGAGUUUAUCCGUGUUGUCUGAAAAUAAGAUUUACAUACUUUCAUAUGUUGAGGUAGCACAAAAUCUGGACACGAUUUAUUUUGAUAAUGAAAUCAAUGUAGCAUAAUUAUAUUCAUUGAAAGAACAAUGGUUUUGUUUUUAUGUCUCAUGCACUUUGGUUUGUAUUUUGAAUGCAAAUGUUUGUUACAUGCUAGUGAGGACUUGUUUAGCAUGACAGUGAUAUAUGUCCACUUUAAUCAUCCAUCCUUCAGAAUGUUAAAACCAAAUAAUGUUUUUAUGCUCUCCGAAGGGGAGGGGAAUGCAUAAAGUCAUCACCUUGUCCGUCCGUCAAACUUCUUGUCCGGAGGAUAACUCAAAAAGUAUUGAAGAUACCAAGUUGUAACUUUAUACAGUGAUAGAGCUUAUUGAGAUGAAGUGCAGUGACAAGGAACCAUAACUCUAGGUGGUCCCAUUUUAGAAUUAUCUCCCUUUUUUUUGAAAACUUUUUCUUAGGCAUAACUCAAAAUACUGUGUAAACUAUUGACAUUAUACUUUACAUAUUUAUAUAGAUCAAUGAGAGGGAGUGCAGUGUAAAAGAACCACAACUCUUGCUGACACAUUUCUCCUUAACAUAACCUCAAUGACUGAAAAGCCCCUUGCGCUACAGUAAUUUUGGGGAGCAUCCAUCAGUGUUACCUAUUGCCUUGUUUUCCACAAUUUUACCAACUUUUCGGAGUGACCAUAAUUUAAGUGAUACAGGGCUGUAUACUUUAAAGGCCUAGAUUCACUACUAUAUAAGUGUCCCCCCCCCCAAUCCAAUAUACAACUCCCAUCUUAUGUGCUGCUUAUCAGCGAUUAUGUAAUAGUAACUGAUUAGAGGGCAAUUAGCACAGCAGGGACCCCAAGUAGACCAUGAAGAUGUGUGCAGUGGAGUUGAAAGAAAUUAAUUUUUCUUCAGUGAAUGUGGAAUGAUAAUAAUAAUUAUUAAUAGUUUGAUAUUAUAUAGAUGAUAAUCACUAUUACUUUAAUGUUAUAGUAAUAAUAAUUAUAAAAAUAAUCAUAAUCAUUAUCAUUAUUAUUAUUAUAUUACAUAUAGGAUGAUAAAAGAUACAGUAAUAAUAUUGAAAAUAAUAAUGAUAAUAAAACACAAGUAUAGUGAAAACUUCAUGAGUUCUAUGUGCUGACAAACAAUAUUUUUCGAAUUGGAAAUUGCUUUUCUUGUGUUCAUGUAAUCAGUUAUUGUGUCCCAUCUAUACUCAGUUUUCAUUUUCAGUAUGUUGCCAAAAGGGACUUUUUUCAUGCUUGCUUUGUAACUUUAAAAUUCACAUUCUGUUUUCAAUUUUAGACAAAUGUUAUUUACAGUAUUUUGCAAGCUUUAGAUGAUUGAAAGUCACAUUUUUCUGAAAUAUCACAAUUCUCUAGAAUAAAAAGUUGCAUAUUUCUUUAAGUUUCUCAUUAUUUCAUUUUUUGUGAAAAUAAGUUUCUGAUUACUUUUUACUGUGUUUGAUCAACAAAUAUUUUACUUUACUUAGAAAUGCCUAAAAAAACUAGUAUAACUUUAAAAGUUAUCAAUUAUUCAUUAAUUUAAAAUAAAUUACAUCGUUUCCCCUUCUUACUAAUAGAUACACUUGUAAGGUAGACUGACUCUCCAAUAAACAAUGACCCUUGUUUAUUGGAACCAUACUGUGAUGGUCAUCAGCCCCCAACUGUGCUGGUGAAGACAGAAAUCCCUUGGCCCACUGCCAAAAUCUAGGCCUUUAAAUAAUAAUGAUUUUAUUUUCUAACAGACCUAUUAUUUCAUGCCUGUGUGACAGACUUUGUUUAAUUGACUUAGAUUUUUUUCAGGGCUGUUCUAAAUAUGUUUGUCAGGCAACUCUUGAAGAGAACAGAAUACAUGUUUGAAAGUCCUUCUGUUCACACAGACAAAAGCGUAGAACCCCCAGGGUCUUAACACUUGGUUUUGCUGUAACUCUGUGAUUCCAGCAGGUAUGCAAAUUUUGAUUCCAUACCUCAUGUUUUUAUUUCAAUGUAAAUGAGAUGUGAAACCAAAAUUUGUAGUCCUGUUUGGCGCCAUAUAACCUAUACUGUGUUGGUGCGCCGUAAAAACCCAAAUAAAUACAUAAAUAAAUAUUGCACUGACGUAUGCAGAAUCUCAUUUAUACUGAUAAUUUAGUAGAAAUUGUUCUGGAAUAUUACUCAAUGAUCCAUUCUAAUUAUGUAGUAUGUUAAAACUGGCCAGUUAUCUUACUUCAAAAUAUAACUCUUUGUAACUUUUAGCAUAUCAUGUUUGCAAUUUUGCUUCACAUCACAUUUUAAAUUUACAAAUGCAACAUCAUGAUAACUUCAACAAAACACCAGGUCCUGUCAUACUUGUGGUUACUGCUUGCUAUUUGCCUGAAUUGUAAUCCUGCUUUUGUCUUAUACUGAAGGCGAACAAAGAAGAAGAAGUCUUAUAGUGAUUAUUUUGUUUCUUCAGAUAAUUAAAACAAUAUUAAUAACUUUAUCUCAAACUAAACCAUGAAAACUUCUAAGACGAGGUAUGUUCCCAGUUGAUGAAGUCUGCCUUUUUGCUUUUAAUAAGCAAUAAUCAUAUUUUGGGGAGCAUCCAUCGUUUUACUGAUAUUUUCUUAUUCUAAAUGAUUCCUGGCAUCAUGGCCACCAUUUCAGUAAGAUCCUACCAUUCUGCCAGACUUCCAAGACCAGUUGAACCAUAUGAUUGAUCAGUUCUUAGAAUCUUGACAUUUUCAGAUUCUGUAUAAGUAGCCAGACUAACUUUCAGCUUGGUUGGCAGUGCAAGAUCAUGAUUUUAUAAGGUGUGGCAAAGUCUGGUAAAUGUUUCAGACUAUUUAUAAGAAAGCUUUAUCGUAUUUUCCAUGGUGCUUACAAAAAUAAACAACCAACUUUUUAAAUAUCGUUAUAUUUAAAAACAUUUAUGUUAUGUCAUUGCCUGUUCUACAAUAAAUCAGUUCAAAAUCCACGUUCUUAAUAAAGUAGCUAUGGCUUUCAAAUGUUACACAUUGACUUAAGUAUACUAAAAGAAGAUCCCUAGUUGCUUUGGGUCUGUGGCUCAAAGGUCAAAAUCAUUAGGGAUCUAACUUGACUUUCUUUUUUUCUGGAAUCUAAGACUUGAAUUGUAAAGUGUACAGUUUUCAAGCCUUUCACAAGUAAGUCCGGCUACAGGAAAGACUUGGUUAAGGUCACAUGGACCCAAAUUAACUGUCUCCUUUUUUGUCAAUUUCAUCAAAGUUAAAUCACAAAUUAUUUCAUUUCCUCAUAAUGGUUUUGAAACUUGCAUAUAUUUAUGAAUACAUGAAGACAUGAAUUAUCAUAAAUUUUCAGACAUUUUUAGCUCAUCUGAUUUUUUGAAAAAAAAAUGAUGAGUUAUUGUCAUCACUUGAGCGGUUGUCAGCGUCGGCGUUGCCUGGUUAAGUUUUAUGUUUAGGUCAGCUUUUCUCCUAAACUAUCAAAGCUAUUGCUUUGAAACUUGGAAUACUUGUUCACCAUCAUAAGCAGACCCUGUACAUCAAGAAACAUAACUCCAUCUUGCUUUUUGCAAGAAUUAUUGCCCCUUUUGGACUUAGAAAAUCAGUUUUCUUGGUUAAGUUUUAUGUUUAGGUCAGCUUCUAUCCUAAACUAUCAAAGCUAUUGCUUUAAAACUUGCAACACUUGUUCACUAUCAUAAGCUGAGCCUGUACAGCAAGAAACAUAACUCCAUCCUGCUUUUUGCAAGAGUUAUGGCCUUUUUGGACUAAGAAAAUAUCAGAUUUCUUGGUUAAGUUUUAUGUUUAGGUCAACAUUUUCUCUUAAACUAUCAAAGCUAUUGCUUUGAAACUUGCAACACUUGUUCACCAUCAUAAGCUGACCCUGUACAGCAAGCAACAUAACCACCCUGCUUUUUGCAAUAAUUAUUGCCCCUUUUGGACUUAGAAAAUCAUUUUCUUGGUUGAGUAUUAUGUUUAAGUCAACUUUUCUCAUAAACUAUCAAAGCUAUUGCUUUAAAACUUGCAACAGUUUUUCACCAUCGUAAGUGGACACUGUACAUCAAGAAACAUAACUCUAUACUGCUUUUUGCAAAAAUGAUGGCCCUUUUUAGACUUAAAAAAGUCAUGGGUAGGACAAUAUUUCUAUUAUACAAAAAAAUCAGAUGAGCGUCAGCACCCGCAAGGCGGUGCUCUUGUUAAACAAAUACAUUUUCCUUUAUACUUUUAUAUUACUAGAUACCAGUGUGGUCUUAUGAGCUGUAAUAUGCUUAUAAUGUUGAGAAAUGAAAAAAAGUUCAUAGCAGUAAUUGAAUAUUACAGCAGUAUUGUUCAAUACCCUGUUGUAGUUGAGAUAAUGACCAUUAAUGAAAAUAGCUCAUACUGGCCUUUGGUUUUAGCAAUUUGGUUUUGACAUAAAUAAAAUAUAACAUGUUACAACAUAAAGUAUAUUGUGUAGGAAGCAGUAAGCAUAUUUCUAAACACACCAUAUAUGUGUUUUUGUUAUAAAUGUCCAUUAAUAACAAAUGAUAAUAAUCUAUGUUUUCUUUCCUCUAGGUUUUGGCCUAUGCCCAGUAGCACUAUUUUGGGAUGUAAAACCCAUAGCACAUUUACGUAUGCCUGAAGGACCAAAUCAUCAUUUAUUUAGUUGUGUAAUUUUGACAGAGAUGUUCAAUACGUUUUUAUGUACAUACUGGUUUAUAUACCGUGUUUCAGUAGAUUGUAUAUGUAAUGUCCCUAUGUUUGAAUUUGUGAUAAUACCUUCUUUUAUACCAUUGUUAGAUACUCUCCACAUGUUGUCAUUACUGAAGAAAGAUGUUCUAAUAAAAUGUGCAAUAAGAAUAUAAUUGUAGUUUGAUUGAUAUUAUAACUAACUGAGUGGAUUUCCAGGACCUUUCCAAUUCAUUUGUGGAGAACCCCCAAAAAACUUAAUCAGGUUUUAUACAGCUUUAUGUCAGACAGAUGUAAACUUCUACAGUCCAAAAAAAUGCAAUGUUCUAGCUGUGCGUUCUUAAGUUUGAGCAGUUACUUUGCAGUCCUAUAACAUGUAUUUACCACAUAAAAUAUCCCAAUACAAAACAUUUAACUGUUAAAGAUUUGUUAGUCUAUAUGGAGACGGAUGUUACUUAGUAAUGUUUCUUGUGCAGUUCAUGGGAAAAUCUCGAAUGAAUGCUGGUGAAUUAAUUAAAAAUGUUAGACGUGUAGAACAAAGGGUAUAAUUAAUUGGGGAAUAAUUAGUGAGUGUUAUGCUGUAGGCAAUACCACCUAUCUGUCCAGGUACAGUUCAGCCAGGUGGUUUAUAAAACGUAAAACGUUAGAAAUGUACGUAUUGUCUAAUGCACAUUCUGUUCAAGCAAGAAACCGAAGCAGCACUGUAGUGUACAUGUUACCUUUACCCUGCUAAAUUUCUAAAAUGGACUGGCUAUCAUUCAAUUUAGGCAGUACUAUUUAUUAUUCAAAGGAGUGUUCACUGCAAAUUUACUUACUGAAUAGCGAACAGAACAGACCAAGAUCAGCCUACAAAAACCUUGGUCUGCA